AUGCUCACACAAGCCUCCAACACAGCACUUCAACAUCGCAUCCUCCUCUGGGACUGCCCAUCCGAAUGCGACUAUUCCUGCCAACACGUCGUAACCGACAAACGCCUUGCGCGCGAGCCACCCUACCGCGAGCCAGUCCUCCAAUUCCACGGAAAAUGGCCCUUCUACCGCUUCCUUGGCAUGCAAGAGCCGUUCAGCGUCAUCUUCUCGCUCCUCAACUUCUUGGCUCACGAUCAUGGCAUGAAAGUGUUGCGUGAGAAGGUGCCAGCCAGCUAUCCCUUGAGGAAGUUUUACCUCGGCUUUGGAUACUUUGGUCUUGCGAGCUGGAUCUUUAGUUGUGUGUUUCACACCAGAGACUUCAAUCUGACGGAGAAGUUGGAUUACUUUGGGGCUGCGGCAUCAGUCAUGUAUGGCAUGUUUUUGUCCGUGGUCAGAGUCUUUCGUCUGGAUAAACAGACAUCGAGAAGUGGUUCUGUGCUCAGAGCAUGGAUCUUACUCUGUGCCACACUCUAUGUGGCUCAUGUUUCUUAUCUCAGUUUCUGGAGGUUCGACUAUACCUACAACAUGACUGCUAAUGUCGUAGUGGGCGUUAUUCAGAAUGUCAUCUGGAGUUGGUUCAGUGUGAGUAGGUAUCAAAAGACCAAAAAAGGGUGGGCGGCUUGGCCUGGUUUAAUUGUUGCUUGGGUUAUUACGGCGAUGAGUUUGGAGUUGUUUGAUUUCCCGCCUUGGUGGGGUGCUAUCGAUGCUCACAGUCUAUGGCAUUUGAUGACGGUCUUCCCGACGAUAUGGUGGUAUAGCUUCUUGAUUAAGGAUGCGCAAGAGGACUUGCAAGGCCAGCGUCUGAAGGCCUAG
Molecule: messenger RNA, 852 nt
Organism: Aureobasidium subglaciale EXF-2481
Lineage: Eukaryota; Fungi; Ascomycota; Dothideomycetes; Dothideales; Saccotheciaceae
Exons: 2
Coding region: 1-852 (283 amino acids)
Biological process (GO): GPI anchor biosynthetic process
Cellular component (GO): endoplasmic reticulum membrane
Molecular function (GO): hydrolase activity, acting on ester bonds
Source: RefSeq, a predicted model, not a curated record